AUGCCAUCAAACGUGUUUGACUAUCAACUACAACAACUACCUAUGCACAACCUGACCACAGCAAUUCAGAGCAUUCAAAAACCAUACCGAUUCGACAUCCUUGACACCAAUUACCAACUGAUUGUAAAGGUUACUCGGUGCAACACCGAGAGCUUUGAAUAUGGAGGGAUUACUUACGUCGGCAAAUUAUUUAAUCGUUCAAACUAUCCUAAACACCUCGAGAAAUCACUUUCUCAACAACAAAAUCAACCAGAACCGUCUCUCGCAAGUGGAAGUAGGGCACCUGACGUACAACAACCUUUCUCUCAGGCUGACCAGCAAACUCAAUCCCGAAAACGUAAGCAUUCGGAUUCACCGGCACCUCAAGAUCACAAUAAGACUAGCGAUAUCAACCUUCGGCCUCAGAAGCAUCCACGGACCACGAGUGAAAGUACAAUGGUUCUGACCAGUAAUGAAAUUCAGAUUCAGCCUUCAACACUUGUUACCUUCUUCACCAAAACAUUCAAAGUACCUCUUACUUUUUUACAACAUCGUUAUUGCCUUCAAUCAAUGUUUCAUGUACUGCACGAUCAUUUCAACGAGCACAAGAGCGUACGAGGUUCUCGAACUUCCCUGAAGAUGGAGAAAUCCAAGGUCCAAAAUGCCCUAGCCGGUCAUCCUCUUGCAUCAAAGAUUUUAAACGAGAUUCCCUUGACCCUCGACAAACUCGUCAAGACUUUCCGUCUCAAGAUUCUACAGGAAAAACUGAUCCUAAAGGGUGUAUACACCAACUUCACCCAACCAGACAAUUCUGGGAUACAGUUUUCGGACCCCAUUCAAGUCCCUCAACCUUCUGCUGGCAUUUCCGAAAUGGACCUCGAUCAACCUGAACCACCUGAUGAACUGUCCGAGAAAUCCAGUAAUUGCACACACUAUACUCGCUCUGCUAAGACAAAGUCGGUCACAGAAUGUUCCAUCGAAGUUAGUCAAGAUUCGGUUUCUUCAAAAUCCUCCAAUGCCACUGUUCAUGCCCCUGAAGGUGUUGUGGGAAAAACUUUAAUCAAUUCUCACACUCAGCAUGCGUUAUUUAAGCAUCUCCUUAUGAAUACUUCACAAGAAUAUCAAGCUUCAAUCGGUGUUGAAGCACUCUCUCAUUCAACCUCAACUAAAUGGAAACCGGUUUCUCCUUCUGAUGAAGUCUUGACAGAACUUCAAGUGGCAGUAGCAGGUCGGACAGACUUCACAAUCUCUGAAACUUCGAAAUUUGAGUCAACCGUUCAGUGGGAACAUGGAGGAAAGAACUUUACUCGAUUUUCAAAACAUAAGGGUAACAGUUAUGUACAGUUUGAAACUGGAGGACGAGUAAACUUUGGCACUAUUGAUGAAAUAUUCCGUGUAGUUGGUAAUAAGUCCCCCUUUUUUUUGGUUAAACCUUUCACCGUUCUUCAAGGACUCGAUGAAUCACGGAACCCUUUCCGCUCCCUGCCCUAUUUGAAAGCUACAGUUAUGUACCAUUCAUAUCAAAAAGUCCAAUGUGUGCUAGUUGAUAAGAUGUUUGGACAUGUUGCUGUACGUGUGAAUCCCCCAAAUACGUUCAACAUAUCCCACGCAACAGUAUCAAUAGUUGCACUCAGAAGCAUGUUUCAAAAGUAUCUUAAAACAAGUUUACUUUAG
Melampsora larici-populina 98AG31 is the source of this 1653-nucleotide messenger RNA. RefSeq lists its product as uncharacterized. The transcript is spliced from 6 exons. Lineage: Eukaryota; Fungi; Basidiomycota; Pucciniomycetes; Pucciniales; Melampsoraceae. The record is from RefSeq and is a predicted model, not a curated record. The coding region runs from base 1 to 1653 and encodes 550 amino acids.